Gavia stellata (red-throated loon) is the source of this 831-nucleotide messenger RNA. It is a transcript of the gene GAP43, whose product is annotated as growth associated protein 43. Gene Ontology annotation, biological process: regulation of growth; axon regeneration; tissue regeneration. The transcript is spliced from 3 exons. Gene Ontology annotation, molecular function: phosphatidylinositol phosphate binding; calmodulin binding; lysophosphatidic acid binding. NCBI's taxonomy places the organism in Eukaryota, Metazoa, Chordata, Aves, Gaviiformes, Gaviidae. The record is from RefSeq and is a predicted model, not a curated record. Bases 1 to 831 code for a protein of 276 amino acids. Gene Ontology annotation, cellular component: postsynaptic density; cytoplasm; plasma membrane.
AUGCUUGACCGCCAGCUUAACAGAAACAGGGUGACAGACAGAAGGGAGAGUCACAAAACAGAAAUCUUAACUUAUGUCCUUGUUUUCUCCUCUGCCCUCCUCCCUUGUUCUUCUUCAAAGGUUGAAAAAAAUGAGGACGGGGACCAAAAGAUUGAGCAAGAUGGCAUCAAACCAGAAGAUAAAGCUCAUAAGGCAGCCACCAAAAUCCAGGCCAGCUUCCGCGGACACAUAACAAGGAAAAAGCUCAAGGGGGAGAAGAAGGGAGAUGCCCCGGCAUCUGAGACUGAUGCCGCCGACAAGAAGGAAGAAGGCCCUGCUGGCGGAGCGGCCGAGAACAAAGAGAGCGAGGCUCCCACUGCCACAGAAGCGGCCGCCGCUGACAGUGCCCAGCUGGAGGAGGGCAGCAAAGACAGCAGCGUGCCAGUGGAGGAGAAAAAAGGGGAUGGAGCCGCCGACACGGGCUCAGAGCAGCCAGCCCCGCAGGCUGCCACUCCUGCUGCCCCCUUGGAGGAAAAGCCCGCCGCUGCCGCUGAAACGGAAAGUGCCACUAAAGCUUCCACUGAUAACUCGCCGUCCUUGAAGGCUGACGAAGCCCAAGACAAAGAGGAGCCUAAACAAGCCGAUGUGCCUGCUGCUGACACCACUGCCACCACCACCCCUGCUGCAGAGGAUGCUACUGCCAAGGCAACAGCGCAACCCCAAAUGGAGACAGUGGAGAGCAGUCAAACCGAAGAGAAGACAGAUGCUGUAGAAGAAACCAAACCUACUGAAAGUGCCCAGCAGGAAGAGGUGAAAGAAGAAGAGAGCAAGGCGGACCAAGAAAAUGCCUGA